GAGGGACGCAGACGCAAAACGCGGUAUCCGGUGAGCCUUGCCAGGUGUGCGCGCUUUCCAAGACACCGUUAAAUCGCGCUUUGUCAUGAACUUGUAAAUUUUUAUUAAAAAAUCGUUUAAUCGCCAUCCCCGAGGAGAGUUAGAGUGCCGCGUAGCGUCCCCGGCAAGAGGGUUGUACGUCCAAGUGCAGAUAUAAGGGCGACAGGCGGCCGCAGCGGGGCUGCGGGACGUGUAUAAUCGGCAAGAACGUAGAUCACUUGAGAUUGAUUUCUGCGGUGAGAGUGUUUCGUGACGAAUUAACAAGUUGGCUCAACUCGCGCCAGCGUCGUCAUGCCUCUACUACGCAAGAAGCUUUUUCACAAGUUGCACGUCUCCUCCGAUUUCCGCGACGACGACGAGGUUUUUCACUGCGAGGCGACCAACGAGAUCUUCAAAGAUUACAAUGAAUUCUGUGAGCGGAUUAUUCUCUGCAACUCGCUCGUUUGGUCCUGUAGUAUCACGGGGAAGCCGAAUUUCACUUACCAAGAGGCAUUGCUCAGCGAAGAAAAUGCGCGAAAGAGUCUCAAGGAAUUUCCCAUGGAGUUGCGAAUUCCGAUCUUAUAUCUGGCGAGCAAAACAAACAGAACUUCGCUGAAUGAAAUGGUCGAGGAUGUUUAUCAAUUCGCACGAGACAGAUACUUUGUAGGAGAAAUGGUCGAGGCCAGUUUUACCGAAGACUCCUGGUGCGAGUGUCACGUUCUACAGGUCAUCGAGCCUACCAAGCAACAGAUUAAUUCUUACGCGAAAGACAAUAACAGAAGCAUGCUGGAAAGACAGUAUCAACCUCCGGCAAAAUUAUUUCGUUACGAAGUGGAGCAGUUUGAUUGCGGAGGUGACACAGACGUUAGUCAGCUAAUGAUAGUUGAGGCUUCACAGGUGCGACGACGCAAACAACACUACAGUAGAGAAAGGAACAAGAUAUUUUUGCGACAACUUUGUGAGCAAGGAGAAAAUGGCAUAUGGAUGGUCAAGGAGAGUGUCUUACAAAAGUAUGGUAUCCAUAAGACUCGAUUCGACACGAUAUUUGCUGGACCCAUGCCAGACUUUUCUCCACGCCUCAAAAAACCGGUUAAGCACAAGCAGGAGUCUAUAGCAAAGUUUCUAACUCCAGAUAUAUCAAAACACAGGGUCUUUGAUAAGCCAGAUCCAUUAAAAAAAAUUAACGACAGUGGAAUGAUCAGCAAGAAAUCUAAAAAACAAAAAAUGAAUGGUAAAUUUAAAGAAGAUCUGAAAGCCAAAGCUCUGGAAGAAAAAGCUCGUCUGAAAGAAGCAAGGCUUGAAGAACGAGGUCGUAAGAAGGAAGAAAAACAAAAGCUUGCAGCUUAUAUGAAGGAGUGGAAUAAACCCAGAGAAGAUUUAGAAUGUGAAGAUCUCCGACAAAUUCCGGAUCCGACCCCCGUCAAAUGUUUCAUCCCUAAUGACAAAUUUGGCGACUUUGUCAUGAUACUGGAAUUUCUGCAAUAUUUCUACGAAGAGUUAGAAGUGGGCAGUUAUUUUCCAGGUGGAGUGAACUUGGACUUGAUGGAGAAAGCUCUGUUGGAGAAAGAAGUUGCAGGACCUUGGAGUGAUCUCUUGCAACUCUUGCUUGCAAAUAUUUUCAAAUUUCAAGCCGAGGAAGAAGAUGAAAUCCAUGCGGACGCUGCUAAUCUGACUGACGAUAAAAAUAUAGAUCACGGGGUUUCAUCUAUGGCUGAAGCUGUCAAAUUAGCCACAAUAGCUUCAUCUUGGUGUCAAACUCACCAUGGAUGCCAACUGGCCGAGCUAACUUUAGACUACGUCACAUUAAGUGAAAUUCUGCGACAGCAUCUCUUGAGUUCUGGCGGCAGGAUAAGCGAUGUAGCAUCUAAGUGGCGCUAUUCCCAAAGGGGUGGCUAUACAAAUCAUGACGAUCCAGUACUGCUCUUGAGAAUGAAGGAGGCGCAUAUACUUCGAACUCUGGGUCACAUGAAUGUCUGCGAAUUCGAGUUGGACGAUCGACUAAAGGUUGUCAGUUGUUUGAUUAAUCAAUUGCUUACGUUUGCAUCUAUUCGCGACGUGAUUGAUGAAAGAUACGACAAACUGCAUCAAGCAAAGAAGGAACUCAAGUUAUUCCUGAUAGCUGAGCAAAAGAAAGAAAAGGAAGAGAGGGAGAAAAUGAAGGAGAGAGAAAAAGAGGGAAAAGUAGAGGAAGAGGAGCAGAAACCUAAAAAAUUAACGAGAGGGAAUUACGAGGACGAAAAAAAGAAGGAGGAAUACGAAAACAAGUUGAAAGAACUACAGAUGGCAUCUCGAGACGAUCAAAUGAUGCUUUAUCUAGGUUCGGAUAGGGCACACAGGAGAUACUGGAGGUUCCUAUCUAUACCAGGUUUAUUUGUGGAGAAUGAUGAAAGAUGGCCGGGUGCUUGUCUCCCCGAGGGUACUCCGUACAAACCGGAGCUUCAAGACGAGUCCGGAGACGCGAUGUAUGCGUAUCUGAAGAAGAAGUUUAAAGACGAAUCCAGCGACAAGGAAAACAGUAUUAAGGAGCUGAAGAAGUCUCCAAAAAAAGUUGCCUUUUCUGAUAAAAACGGAUUAAAAUCACCGAGAAAAGAUCUUAGUCCUAAGAAAGAAGUAAAGAUGGAUUUCAAUGAUAUUAGGCAAAAGUUGAACGUGUGUACGGGAGAUAAAAAUUGCCCCAUUCAUUGUGCCACGACUGGACCGCAGUGGAGUUUUUACGGCUUGCAAGAAAAUAUCGAUAGCGUAAUUAAUGCCUUGAAUAAGAGGGGAAUCAGAGAAGGUGAACUCAGACAGACUUUGAUGCAAGAAGCAACGAGCCUAACGACAGCCAUUUCCGAAUGUCCCCGACACAAGUUGAAUCCCGAAGUGUAUAUGGAGCCGAUAAAAGAGCCGACAAAUAAGAAUCACAGGAAAAAUAAGUAUGACAACGUUAAUCUGGCUUUCCCACCUGGUACUGACAUUGAAGAGGUUCUAGAAUUAACGUUACGGGACUAUAUACUUGACCUAGAGGACAAAAUCAAAGUCGGAUGUCUGGGAUCCCUGAAAGUCAUCAGCCGAGAGGUGUGGAGAACGGCGAUAAAUAAGUGUGGCUACGAUAAACAGUGCGACAAGUUGGUCUAUGGAUUGAACGACACUGAGGCGGAUACCGCGUCGAAUCUUGUUCUGGAUAAAAUAAAGAAUGAGAACAGGAUGAGCAGACCUGGGACCCCGGAUUCUGAAAUCAGUAGCAGCGGUGUUAAAACUUAUCGGGAUCCGGGAAGAUAUCUAGGACCGCCGUCCGAAGACGAACCUGUACCAGAUCCAAAUCAGCAAAUCUCAAUCAAACAAUUAGCAUGCGCUAUCUUACAAAUAUCGCACGCGAUUGAACCGAAGUAUCUUAAAAAACCAUUGGGUGUAGAUGAUAAGGACAAGAAACCAGCUAGCGAGGACAUAGGCAGAGAUAGGUGGGAACAAUCACUGAUGGCUUCGACGAGUUGGUCCCAGUUGUUUGUACAUUUGAGCACCUUGGAGAAUAGCAUUGCAUGGGCCAGAAGUGCUUUGAAUGCGCAAUGUCGUAUCUGCAGAAAGCGCAGGGAUGCCGAGAACAUGCUACUCUGCGACGGAUGCAACAAAGGGCACCAUUUAUACUGCCUCAAACCCAAACUCAAUGCGGUACCAGAGGGAGAUUGGUUCUGCACGACAUGUAAACCCCGAGAGACAAAACCCAAGGAAAAGUCGAAGCGGAGAAAGAAAUUUGAAGACGAGGUGGAAGAGGAGGCGGUUCUCACCAAGGAGACACGGCGUAAUCGUGCCAAAAGAAUUCCCGAAAGUGAGGACGAGGAAGCCGAGUUACCGGAGGAUCCAGACGCGACGACGAGCCUUUGCUCAUUGUGCGGAAACGGAGGAAGGGUGAUAUGCUGUGAUGGAUGUCCGAAAGUAUUUCAUUUGGAAUGUACCGAGCCACCGUUGAAAAGAGUACCUCGUGGCAAAUGGCUGUGUCAUUUCUGUUUGAGGAAUAGGAGAACCAACUCUAUACACGCUUUGGGUAUGUUGCCAGCGAGAGGGCGCGAGAGGGAGAGAGACAGAGAAAGAGUGAGUGCAGCUGCUGCUCGUUCGCGUAUCCACGGCUUCGCCAAGAGUCUUCUGACUACCGAAUCCACAGACUGGGACGAGAGCAGUGUAAAUUCAGAUGACUUUGAACCGGUACCUCAACGGCAAACAAGGAGAUCCGCCAAGCGUGUAGCUGAUGCAUCGAUUGACGAGAAUAAAGAAGAUGCCAGCACUGUAAAAGGUUGUAUGGCAACUUUGCAAGAAUUAUUGGCGGAUAUCACGCACCACAGAGAUUCUUGGCCCUUCCUUUCUCCCGUUACAAAAGAUGAGGUUCCCGACUACCACGACAUCAUAUCGUGUCCAAUGGAUUUUGGGACCAUAAAGUACAAGCUUGGAAAAGGAGAUUAUCAAACGCUUAGAGAAUUUUACAGCGAUUGUAUUCUUGUAUUUGAUAACUGUGAGAAAUACAACCAAGAUCACAGUUCGGUUUACAAUACCAUUUACAGAGCUGGGACGAGAUUGUUGAAAUACUUUGAAAAAAGAUGCAAAGACUUGGGUUUGAACUACAAUGAACAAGAAGUAAGGGAACCAGAUACAAAAAAGCAGAAAAGUGAACCAAAUGGUGAGCUGAAAAGCGGUACCGAAGAUGAGGAGGAAGAUGAGAACUUGAAGGACAAUGAGGAGGAAGACGAUGUCGACGAAGAGGAUGAUGAUGCAGAUGAAGAUGAUGCAGAUGAAGAUGAUGAAGAGGAUUAUGAAGAAUCAGAGUCGGACGCAAGUUAAGUGCGACCCGUGAUUGACAGCAGUAACGUAGCAAAUCCAUCUGAGCAAUUCGCGAAUAACUCCAAUCAAGGCUACACGAGUUUUUCAAAUGCAGUAACAAUUGUAUUUAUUUUCAUUUCUCUGGCCGCUCGAAAAAGUAUUUCUAUAAUUAUCACCAGUGUUUCUCAACUGAUUUUAGCAAAUAUCAAGACUAAAAAUGUUACUUGUUACAUGUACGGGCAACGAUUGCUCUCAAAUUUAUUUUAUAAAACGGUUCUUGUAAGCUUGAAUUGAGAGGAUGUACAUUUUAUCACAAUAUUUAUUGAAAAUUUCAUACUUUUGAAUGGUAUUGAUGAGACUUUGCAACCGUUAAUAAAACUGAAAGAUUCUUACCGUUCUACAAGCGUUCCUACUUGCUGAAAACUGCUGGAAACUGUACGGAGGGGGGCAUAGUGGAUUGUUAUCUUACUUUUAUAGUGUGACAAUGAAUUUAAAUAUGCCUUAAGUAAGUGAUAGUCUGAUAUAAAUCGGAGAGUACCUACCUAUAACAGUAUACUUAAUGCAUAAUGCUAGUUUUUCUUUAGUUGGAAUUUUUUGCCGAGUACGACACGUGUAUUUUUGCAUUUACGAUAAUUUAUUAUUAUAAAAGUAGUUUUAAUCCGCCAAACCAGCCGGUUGUACGCUCCUUAUAGAGAUAAUGCUAAAGUUCCAGAGUAUAUUUCUUCAUUCAAAUUGGGCAUCAUUUUUUCAAUGUGUCUUCUGACACACGAGUAUACAAUAUAUCAUCGUAGUAAGCAUUUCUUCUGCACAGUUAUACAUAGAACAUUACCAUAUUAUAAAUAGGAUAUUUAAUGGAGAAUACGUAUGUCACCGAUAGCUCUCUUUCUUUCUCCUUAGCCUCUCGGCUCAUGGUGGAAUUUUUUUUUUUUUUUUUAUAAGUUUCGAAGGUACUUAUGCAUCUCUGUUCGAAAUAUAAUCAAUUUGCGAAUUUAGGCUGGGCCUACACAAAAUCGAGGGUACAAAGUGUCAAUGUCCGUUGUAUUGUAUAGUAUGAUUAAAGCGGUCCUUAAUUGUAAUGAUGUGCAUUUUAUACAAUUAUUAAUUUAGUAAUGAUGAAAUAUUUCAAUAAUAAAA
Messenger RNA from Diprion similis, 5940 nucleotides. It is a transcript of the gene Acf, whose product is annotated as bromodomain adjacent to zinc finger domain protein 1A. Gene Ontology annotation, molecular function: protein binding. Lineage: Eukaryota; Metazoa; Arthropoda; Insecta; Hymenoptera; Diprionidae. The record is from RefSeq and is a predicted model, not a curated record. The transcript has 14 exons. The coding region runs from base 331 to 4827 and encodes 1498 amino acids. Gene Ontology annotation, biological process: chromatin remodeling.